AUGGCUACCCUCCCAACACAUUAUGGUACAACACCAUUAACUGGUCACACCCAGGUAAACUUUGUGUCCACUCUGCUGCGUGUCACCAUGUCAGAUCAGCUGGACUUGCCUGUCAGGCAAGCAGGUUGAUCUACCUUAAAGAACAUGAUAACGCAGCACUGGAGUGAUGGCGACGGUUCACAGAAGACACCGGUCAAAAACAUCCCUGAAGAGGACAGGCAGUUCAUUCGAGACAACAUAGUGGAGGCCAUCAUACACUCUCCCGAGCGCAUCAGGGUCCAGUUGACAACAUGUAUCCACCACAUGAUCAAGCAUGACUACCCCGGCAAGUGGACUACCAUCGUGGAUAAGAUCGGCUUCUACCUGCAGUCAGACAACAGUGCAGGAUGGCUGGGCAUCUUGCUCUGCCUUUACCAGCUUGUCAAAAACUACGAAUACAAGAAACCAGAAGAACGUCAACCUCUGGUGGCUGCCAUGCACAUCUUCAUGCCCAUGAUGAAGGAACGCUUUAUCCAGCUGAUCCCUGACCCCUCCAGCGACUCUGUCCUCAUACAGAAACAGAUCUUUAAAAUCCUCUACGCCCUCUUCCAGUACAACCUCCCCCUGGAACUCAUCAACCGACAGAACCUGACGGAGUGGAUGGAGAUCCUGAAGACAGUAGUUGAUAGAGAUGUGCCACCGGAGACGAUGCAGAUAGAGGAGUAUGAGCGGCCUGAGCUGCCAUGGUGGAAGUGUAAGAAGUGGGCCCUUCACAUCUUGGCUCGGCUGUUUGAGAGGUAUGGAAGCCCAGGCAACACAACCAAAGAGUAUGCAGAGUUUGCUGAACUUUUCCUCAAGGAAUAUGCAGUUCCUGCUCAGCAGGUGCUGCUGAAAGUCUUAUACCAGUACAAGGAAAAGCAAUACGUGGCUCCCAGAGUACUCCAACAGACGCUCAACUACAUCAACCAGGGCAUAGCACACGCAGUGACGUGGAGAAACCUAAAACCACACAUCCAGGGCAUCAUUCAGGACGUGGUCUUCCCCCUCAUGUGUUACACAGACAGUGAUGAGGAACUGUGGCAGGAAGAUCCAUAUGAGUACAUCCGCAUGAAGUUUGAUGUGUUUGAGGACUUUAUCUCUCCAACAACAGCAGCCCAGACACUUCUGUUCACUGCUUGCAACAAAGGAAAGAGGUUAGUGCUGCAAAAGACGAUGGGCUUCUGCUACCAGAUUCUAACUGAUCCCGCCACUGACCCGAGGAAAAAGGACGGUGCCCUACACAUGAUCGGCUCUUUGGCUGAAGUCCUGCUGAAGAAAAAGAUUUAUAAGGACCAGAUGGAGUUCAUGCUGCAGAAUCACGUCUUCCCCCUGUUCCGCAGUGAGCUGGGCUACAUGAGAGCAAGAGCCUGCUGGGUGCUGCAUUACUUCUGCGAGGUGAAGUUCAAAAGUGACCAGAACCUGCAGACGGCUCUUGAGCUGACUCGCCUUUGUCUCAUCAAUGACAACGAGAUGCCAGUCAAGGUGGAGGCUGCUAUUGCCCUGCAGGUUCUCAUCAGCAACCAGGAGAAAGCCAAAGAAUACAUCUCCCCCUUCAUUCGGCCAGUGAUGCAGGCGCUCCUGCACAUCGUCAGGGAGACGGAGAAUGACGACCUCACAAAUGUAAUUCAGAAGAUGAUCUGUGAAUACAGCGAGGAGGUGACUCCAAUUGCAGUGGAGAUGACGCAGCACUUGGCUAUGACGUUCAACCAGGUGAUUCAGACGGGCCCUGAUGAGGAGGGAGGAGAUGACAAGGCAGUGACGGCCAUGGGCAUCCUCAACACCAUUGACACAUUGCUAAGUGUGGUGGAGGACCACAAAGAGAUCACCCAGCAGCUGGAAGGCAUCUGUCUGCAGGUGAUCGGCACUGUGCUGCAGCAACAUGUACUGGAGUUUUACGAAGAGAUCCUUUCCCUGGCUCACAGCCUGACCUGCCAGCAGGUGUCAGCACAGAUGUGGCAGCUCCUUCCACUGGUGUAUGAAGUCUUCCAGCAAGAUGGAUUUGACUACUUCACAGAUAUGAUGCCACUUCUUCACAACUAUGUCACAGUGGACACAGACACACUCCUAUCUGACACCAAAUACCUGGAGAUCAUCUAUGCAAUGUGCAAGAAGGUCCUGACAGGCGAUCCCGGCGAGGACCCAGAGUGCCAUGCAGCCAAGCUGCUGGAGGUGAUCAUUCUGCAGUGCAAAGGUCGUGGCAUUGACCAGGUUGUUCCGUUGUUUGUGGCUUCUGCAUUGGAGCGUUUGACGCGGGAGGUGAAGACCAGCGAGCUGAGGACCAAUGUGUCUGCAGGUGGCCAUCGCUGACUUUACUACAGCCCCCCGCUUCUGCUCAACACUCUGGAGAACCUGCGCUUUCCUAACAACACUGAGCCCAUCACAAACCACUUUAUCACACAAUGGCUCAAAGAUGUCGACUGCUUCCUUGGCCUUCACGACAGGAAGAUGUGUAUUCUUGGAAUCUGUGCUCUCAUUGACCUCGAGCACAGGCCUCAGGUUGUGAACCGCGCCGUCCAGCUGAUUCCAGCAGCCAUUCUUCUGUUCAACGGCCUCAAGAGGGCGUACGCCUGUCGAGCAGAGCAUGAGAAUGACGAGGAUGAUGAUGAUGAAGAUGGGAAGAAGAUGAAUGAUAACGCUGAGUUGGGCAGUGACGAGGAUGACAUUGAUGAGGAAGGCGCAGAGUACCUGGAGAUGCUGGCGAAGCAGGCGGGAGAGGACGGAGACGAUGAUGACUGGGAUGAGGACGAUGCGGAGGAGACGGCACUUGAGGGCUACACUACAUCUGUAGAUGAUGAAGACAAUUUAGUGGACGAGAAUCAGAUCUUCAAAGCCAUACUACAAAAUAUCCAGAGCCGUGACCCAACAUGGUACCAGGCACUAACACAGGGCCUCGACGAAGAUCAGGGCAAACACCUUCAGGACAUUGGCACACUUGCAGACCAGAGACGGGCAGCACAUGAAUCCAAGAUGAUCGACAAACACGGCGGAUACAAGUUCACAGCGCCAGUGGUGCCAUCUACUUCAACUUUGGAGGCACUGCCUCCAGGAAUGAAUUGA
This is a messenger RNA of Gymnodraco acuticeps, 3075 nucleotides long. RefSeq names its product importin 7 (gene ipo7). The record is from RefSeq and is a predicted model, not a curated record. Lineage: Eukaryota; Metazoa; Chordata; Actinopteri; Perciformes; Bathydraconidae. Gene Ontology annotation, biological process: protein import into nucleus. Gene Ontology annotation, molecular function: small GTPase binding. Gene Ontology annotation, cellular component: cytosol; nuclear envelope.